AAAUUUAUCUUCAUUUACUUAGAGAUAGUGUUAGAAGCACUGCUUGCUUACUGAAUAAAAACAGCAUCGAUUUAUGCGACAUACGUCAGAAUAUAGAAGCGUAUAGUUGUGUGUUCUUAGAAGCUGGUAUUCAGGUCAGAGUUGGCCCAUUACCCCAAUACAUGUUUGAUAUAUACCCGGUAUGCUACAAGAGGUUAAUAGAUUGUAAUACGAGUGUCUAGAAUGAGCAAACACACAUGGCGAGAUGACAGACAUUCAUCAAUUCCGAAAACGAUAUGCUUACCAGCGCGAAGAAGGAAUAUCUGUCAAUCUAAUUAAACAAGAGAUCGGAAAACUUCGGAUUCCGAAACGUCGCGAAGUUGGAAGAUUUAUAUUCAAUAUUUUUCCUAUAUUGUCAUGGCUACCACAAUAUAAUAUCAAAGAAUCCCUAAUCGCUGACGUCAUAUCCGGGAUAACGGUCGGUGUAAUGCAAAUACCUCAAGGUAUGGCGUAUGCAUUACUCGCAAACCAACACGCGGUGUACGGACUUUACUCAGGUUUUUUCCCUGUCCUUAUAUACUCAGCUCUCGGCACUUCAAGACAUUUAUCAAUGGGCACAAACGGCCUAACAAGUUUAAUGCUUGGAGCAUCCGUUGUGUCCUUGGUACCUGACCCCAUACUUAACCGCAACAACACAUCGCAUGAAUGGGACAAUGUUUACAGUCAACGUAUCAUGUAUGCUGCUGCUAUGUCGUUUAUUGUUGGAUUGCUGCUGAUUGCAUUCAGCUUGUUCCACCUUGGUAUUGUGACGAAACUAUUCCCUCGUCCAUUAAUCAGCGGAUUCAUUUUCGCCGCUUCCGUUCUUACUAUGAUAUCACAAUUGAAAACAUUGUUUGGGGUUUCGGUGAGAAGCUACUCCGGACCUCUCACUUCAGUCUACGUUGUGCGUGACGUCAUUAUACAGCUGACGUCAUUAAACGCGUUCGGAAAGGAAAGAACCGCAGCCACCGUGGUACUCUCCCUAAUUUGCAUAAUAUUUCUGGUUGGUGUUCGUAUCAUCAACGACAAGUAUCGACGUCACUUCCCGUUAAACAUUCCAAUACCCGGGGAAAUUAUAGUGGUUAUCGUCGGAACAGCUGUGUCGGGUAGGGUCAAUCUAAAAGAUAAAUUCAACAUUAUCAUAAUCGGGGAAGUACCGAGAGGUCUACCUUCCCCCGCCGUCCCCGACCUCUCAAAAAUUUCCUCAAUAUUUGGUGAAUCGGUCGCGAUCGCUAUCCUUGGUUACGUCAUAGCUGUCUCAUUGUCUCAAACAUUCGCGGAAAAGGCGGAAUACACGAUCAAACCGAACCAGGAGAUGUUUGCCAUCGGGGCAAGUAACCUCUUCGCUUCUUUCUUCUUCUGUAUUCCUUGUUUCACUGCGAUGUCAAGAACUUGUGUACAGUUUGAAAGUGGGGGGAAGACCCAGCUAGUUGGAUUCAUAUCCGCGCUUCUAAUGCUGCUUGUUCUUUUGGUUAUUGGGCCUGUGUUUCAGUAUAUACCAAAUGCUUGCCUCGCCUCUAUCGUAGUUGUUGCUGUUUGGAAACUACUUUUAAACGCUCGUGACGUCAAAAUAUAUUGGACCAAUCAGAAGCUAGAUAGCAUGCUGUGGUUGGCAACCGCGGUUUCAACGAUUUUAUUGGAUAUUACUCUCGGUUUGAUCGUCGGCAUCUGUUUUGCACUGCUUUGUGUCGUCAUAAGGAGCAGUUACGUCACACUCAGAAAGUUACGUCAUAUUGACGUGACAAACGUUUACAGAAUUGACGGUUAUUACAAACAGGAAGUAGAAAAUGCGGACGUCACGAAUGAUGACGUCACCGUGCUGCAAUUUGGCGCUCCUUUGAACUACCUCAACAGCGCCAACUUGCGUAAGGGGUUAAUAAAGUUGAUCGGCGUUGAUCCGAUUGCAGAGAAAUUACGACUGAAAGAAAGGAGAAGAAAUGAAAUGGACAUGACUGAAACCGGGUGCGUUGUGACGCAACAGAGGCGGUAUGUUAUUCUAGAAUGUUCUGGAAUGACGUCAAUAGAUUCGGUGGCAGUCGCAGUGUUUCAGAAAACGUUAUCCGAUUAUAAAGCGAUUGACGUCAUCAUAUUAAUUGCGGCUUGUCCAGAAUCCGUUUUGGAUACUAUCGGUGACGUAGGCGGUCAUGACGUCACAGAGGUUGCCUAUUUAUCCAUAGGCGACGCGAUUAAGGCGGCAAAAUAAAAAUUGGAAAACGGAGACGACUAAUCACUGUGGAAGAAUGAUGCGGGCGAUGCCCGAGGAAUUGAAGCGACGUAGAACAGUAGGAAACAUUGCAUUAGAAAAUUAACGCUACAUUAGCUAUAUUUAAUAUUCCAACGCUUCAAUCAUAGUGAUCUGGCCUUUAAUUGGUUCCGUUUAUGCUUACUUACUUUCAUUUAUUAUUAUUAUUAUUGUUAUAAAAAGGCGCAACAAGCUCAGUUUGCUAUAAAGACACGGCAGCAAAUACAAAAUAUGGUGGAUAAAUAACUUUUAAAAGUUGCUCCAGUACUUAAGUUUCAUAUAUUGAUUUUAUUCUAUAUGGGUGAGGUAUGCUUCGCCAAACGAACGUGGAUUUAGACCAGAGUUACCUCAUUGCACGAUAUAAUUUAUGUAAUGACGUCGAUAUUGCUUUCUUUUAAUACCUUCAUAAUAUAUUCUCAUAAAUAC
Ciona intestinalis (vase tunicate) is the source of this 2686-nucleotide messenger RNA. NCBI's taxonomy places the organism in Eukaryota, Metazoa, Chordata, Ascidiacea, Phlebobranchia, Cionidae. The record is from RefSeq and is a predicted model, not a curated record.